AUGCUGCUGCUCUGCCUUCUUGGCCUGGCCACCGCUGAACCCGCCAUUUAUUUCAAGGAGCUUGACAGAGACGGGUGGACUGCGCGCUGGAUCAAAUCCAAACACAAACCAGAUUUUGGCAAAUUCGUUCUCAGUUCUGGCAAGUUCUACGGUGACCAGGAGAAAGAUAAAGGGCUGCAGACAAGCCAGGGUACCAGGUUUUACACUCUGUCGGCCAGAUUCGAGCCCUUCAGCAAUAAGGGUCAUACACCGGUGGUACAGUUCACCAUGAAACGCGAACGGAACAUCGAACAUGGGGGCAGCUACGUGAAGCUAUUUCCAGAUGGUCUGGACCAGAGAGAUAUGCGUGGAGACUCCGAAUACAACAUCAUGUUUGGCCCGGACACCUGUGGCCCUGGCACCAAGAAGGUUCAGGUCAUCUUCAACUACAAGGGCAAGAAUGUGCUGAUCAACAAGGAUAUCCGUUGCAAAAAUGAUGAAUUCACACACCUUUACAUGCUGAUUGUGUGGCCUGAUAAUACCUAUGAGGCAAAGGUUGACAACAACCAGGUGGAGUCAGGCUCCUUGGAGGACAAUUGGGAUUUCUUGCCCCCCAAGAAGAUAAAGGAUCCUGAUGCUGCAAAGCCUGAAGACUCGGACGAGUGAGCCAAGACUGAUGACCCUACAGACUCCAAGCCUGAGGACUGGGACAAGCCUGAGCACAUUCCUGACCCUGAUGCUAAGAAGCCCGAGGACUGGGAUGAAGAGACGGAUGGAGAAUGGGAACCAACAGUGAUUCAGAACCCAGAGCACAAAGGUGAGUGGAAGCCCCGGCAGACUGACAACCCAGAUUACAAGGGCAUUUGGAUCCACCCAGAGAUCGACAACCCUGAGUAUUCCCCUGAUAGCAACAUCUACGCCUAUGAAAACUUUGCUGUACUGGGCUUGGAUCUCUGGCAGGUCAAGUCUGGCACCAUCUUUGACAACUUCCUCAUCACCAACAAUGAAGCGUAUGCUGAGGAGUUUGACAGUGAGACAUGGGGUGUUACGAAGGCAGCAGAAAAACAAAUGAAGGACAAGCAAGAUGAAGAGCAGAGGCUAAAGGAGGAGGAGGAGAAGAAGCACAAGGAAGAUGAGGAGGAUGACGAUGACGAUGAGGAGGACGAGGCUGAGAAAGUGGAGGAAGAGGAGGAAGAUGCUGCCGCUGGCCAGGCCAAGGAUGAGCUGCAGGGGCCACAGCACCGCCUCCAGGGCUGGACUGAGGCCUGA
Balaenoptera ricei (Rice's whale) is the source of this 1248-nucleotide messenger RNA. Its product is annotated as calreticulin-like. Gene Ontology annotation, cellular component: endoplasmic reticulum; endoplasmic reticulum membrane. NCBI's taxonomy places the organism in Eukaryota, Metazoa, Chordata, Mammalia, Artiodactyla, Balaenopteridae. The record is from RefSeq and is a predicted model, not a curated record. Gene Ontology annotation, biological process: protein folding. Gene Ontology annotation, molecular function: calcium ion binding.